CAUGUGGUACUGGCGAGUAGAAGCUGCCAUGGCGGAGUCUGGAGAGGGAGUAGAGUCCGAGUCCACCGCGGAGGGGACGCCUGCUCUGUUGCUCCUGGAAGGUGGAGAUGGGGACGGAGACACUGAAGAGCUCGUGGAGGUGGUGGACCUGGAGUCACCUGGACCUGAUGAUCUCGCCAAUGAGAUGGAAGAUGUAGAUUUGGAAGAAGAGGAGGAGGUUGUUUGGGAGACUGAGGAGGAAGAUGAGGGAGUGGAGGAAGGCAUGGAGGCUCAAGAUGAUAGUGAAGUCACAUUUUCAAAGCACACAGCUUCUGUUUUCUGUGUCAGCAUCGAUCCUAAGACUAACAUGUUGGCAGUGACAGGUGGAGAAGAUGACAAGGCCUAUGUGUGGCUCCUCAGUGAUGGCGAACUCCUCUUUGAAUGCUCAGGUCACAAAGACUCUGUCACUUGUGCUGGUUUCAGCCAUGACUCCAUGUUGGUGGCCACAGGUGACAUGAGUGGACUGAUUAAAGUAUGGCAAGUGGACACCAAAGAGGAGAUCUGGUCUUUCGAAGUGGGUGACUUGGAGUGGAUGGAGUGGCAUCCUCAGGCCCAUGUCCUCCUAGCUGGCACAGCUGAUGGCAACUCUUGGAUGUGGAAGAUCCCUAGUGGCGAGUGCAAGACCUUUCAAGGGCCAAACUGUCCAGCCACUUGUGGACAUGUCCUUCCUGAUGGGAAGAGAGCUGUGGUUGGUUAUGAAGAUGGGACUGUGCGCUUCUGGGAUCUGAAGCAAGGCAACUCACUGCAUGUCUUAAAAGGUCAAGAUGGGCACCAGGGCCCUUUGACUUGUGUGGCCAGCAAUAAGGAUGGCAGCCUAGUCCUGACAGGCUCUGUUGACUGCCACUCCAAGUUGGUGAACUCUGCAACUGGCAAGGUUGUGUUUGUGUUCGGGGCAGAGAACAUUGUCCCCAAGCCUUCAACAGGAGAAGCUGAGGAAGCUGAAUCCAACUCCGUUGAGUCCCUGGGCUUCUGCAGUGUAAUGCCAUUGGCAGCUGUUGGCUACUUGGAUGGGACCUUGGCUAUUUAUGACCUCGCCACUCAGACCCUGAGGCACAAGUGUCAACAUGAGUCGGGGAUUGUGCAACUCCUGUGGGAAGAGAACUCACCUGUGGUCUACACCUGCAGCCUGGAUGGUGCUGUGUUCCUCUGGGAUGCACGUUCAGGCAAGCUGAUCAGCGAGUACCGGGGCCACUCAGCUGAAAUCCUGGACUUUGCUUUGAACAAAGAUGCUUCCAUUGUGGUCACUACUUCUGGCGAUCAUCAGGCCAAAGUCUUCUGUGUGCAGCGUCCUGAUCGCUAACAGUGCUUCAGUUGGGCAUUGGUUGGCACUGUAAAGAGACAAGCCCAUGUGGAUACAAGCAGCCACACCCCUGGGACUGUGGUGGGUUGGGCGGGGUUAGUGUAACUGCGUCGAAGGGGACAUCUAACCUUUUGAAAAGAAAGCUUUGCCACCCUAUCCCCUGAUGGUUCUGGGUCUGCCUUCUGGAGUUUUGUAUUUUUAAAUAUAUAAAUUAUUCCAGAGGCCUGGAGCUUUGUAGAGCCACAAAGCAAAUAAUGUCUGAUAUUGGGCUGGGUUAUCCGCUGUAUUCAUUGUGACAGUGGUGUGGAAGGUGUGGCCAUGCCUGACAGACAGACACACAAAUCUUUUCCAGGUCUGGCCAGGGCUUUCCCUAUGCUUAAUAGGGGUGUGAAAUCCUGGCAAUCAGAGGAAUUGCCUUCCCUGAUUCUGUGUCUGGUGGAUUGCAUUGCAGCCACUGAAAUGACAAGAAUGUCUGCUGUUUGUUUGCCCAGAGCAUUUGUUCAAGCAAAUUGUGUGAUUGGGGAAAAGUGAUCCAUUUGGGGCCUGAGUUCUGAUGGGUUGCUGAAUAGGUCAGGCUUGGGCAUGAGAUCAGUGCCCUCCUCCCCAUACUUGGUCAAAUAAUCGCUAUUGCCUGAGCUGUCGGAUGACACCAUAAUGCAAUAAAAAGGCUAGCAACUUUUA
Messenger RNA from Eublepharis macularius, 2020 nucleotides. It is a transcript of the gene AAMP, whose product is annotated as angio associated migratory cell protein. Gene Ontology annotation, molecular function: protein binding. The record is from RefSeq and is a predicted model, not a curated record. Lineage: Eukaryota; Metazoa; Chordata; Lepidosauria; Squamata; Eublepharidae. Gene Ontology annotation, cellular component: cytosol. Bases 2 to 1339 code for a protein of 445 amino acids. The transcript is spliced from 11 exons.